Molecule: messenger RNA, 3562 nt
Organism: Naegleria gruberi
Lineage: Eukaryota; Heterolobosea; Eutetramitea; Acrasida; Naegleriidae
Exons: 4
Coding region: 1-3531 (1176 amino acids)
Source: RefSeq, a predicted model, not a curated record
AUGCUUGGAAAGCUAACGAAGAAGGUAACGCCGGUGAAGUUUGCCUUCAAUUUCUCUAUCGACUACUUGUUCGUUGAGACUAUGGGUAACAAUACAGUGAUUCUUGAUGAUAAUUUGUAUUCGAUUCAAUGGAAAAGAGGUAGAAAACGAAAGGGUGAAACAGAAUUUGUUCAUCCACCACCAGGUUCCAAACACACAACCAAAAUUAAAGUCAUUUACAAUCGUGCCUUUAGAUUUGGUGGAACACUUUACAAAAAUGAAAAGAAGAAUGAAUGGCAAAAGAAAGAUUUAGUAAUUAGUAUUGAAGAAGUUGUUGCUGGAAAGGAUAUUGAACUUGCCAAACAGUAUAAUCAAUAUUUGCAACAAUUGCAACAUGAAAAGGAAAAGGGUUCUAAAAAGAAGGAAGAACCAAAAAAGCCAAAUUUUGAAGUGAAAACACUUGCGAAGCAUUCGUUGGAUUUGACUGAAUUUGUAAACGAAACUCAAGAAACCACAACCACUCGAGAAUUACUUCUCACUCCAGAAAAUAAGAAAUUCAAUUCAGGACUCAAAAUUCUUGUCAAACUCGUGAUGAAUUGUAAAUGUUUGAAAGAUGUUCAGGAUGAUGAAGAUUUUGAAAAUGUCAGUACAUUUUCUGGAACUUAUCGUGAAGGAGAAUUGGACGAUGAUGAGAAAUCUGAAGAUGAGGAUGAUUUGGCAGAAGCUGAAAAGACAUUUGAAAGUACCAUGAUUAAGAAUAGUAGUUUAUAUUACAAUAGUGUUUAUGGAAAUAAUUCAAAUUCAACCACCGCUAGUAGCACAACUCAAGCACCACCAACAAGUGGUGCUACCACCUCAACUGUUCAGAAUGUAGUCUCCCAGAGUAGUACUAUCAGUAGCAGUAGCAAUUCUUCAGCAAGUCAACAUGAGACUCCAAGUAGAGAAAUGCAAGAAAAGUUGCACUUCCUCCAAAUUGAAAAUGAACAAUUGAAACAAAAUCUGGAAACUUCACAAGAGGCUGCUCAACAAGCAGAAUCAAAAUUAUUUGAAAUUCAACUCAAAAUGCAAAUGGUUCAAUCAAAGGCCGAUAAGGAAAUCAAAGCAGUUGAAGAUAAGAUUAAAGAGAUUGAAAAGGAAAAUGAAGACCAUGAAAAGCAAAAGGAAUCUGAAAAGCUCAAAUCGACUUCAUCAGAAUUGACAGCAAGUUUGAUUUCUAUCAAGAAUCUUGAAUCUGAAGUUGAGGAAAAGGAAGACAAGAUUACUGAACUUGAAAACCAAAUCAGACAAUUAGAAUCCAGUUCAUCCAAUGUUGGAAAGGAAAGUGCUGAAAAGAUUAAUGAAAGAAAUGAGAGAAUUCUCGACUUGCAAAAUGAGCUUUCAAAGCUCAAGUCACAAAAGAAAAAGUCUGACAAAAAGAUUGAAGAACUUGAAGAGCAAAGCAAAUCCUUGCAAGAUGAAAAUGUUGAAUUAACUGAUCUUAUUGAAAAAUGUUCCAAGCGUAUGGAUGAUAAGGAAAAACAAGUCAAGAAAUUGGAAGAAUCUCACAAGAAGGCAAUCGAAAGUGUCGAACAAAAAUGUGCUCAAGAGAAGGUCCUCGUAGAACGUGAGGUUGAAAAGGUCAAGAUUGAUCUAUUGGCAGUUCAAUAUGCUACUCUAGAGCAAUUCAUUUUGGAUAGAACUGUUUUGAAUAGUGUCACCAAUGACUUCCUUCCUUUGGAAAAUCUUUCCAAGAUUUACUUUAAGAACAUCAUGGUAAAGGACUUUUUAUCUGAUACCUAUCCAACACCAGCCAAGAUUCUCCUCAAGUGCAUUCUUCAAUGGAAUCCAGACGAAGUCAAGAGUGCCACCGUCGAUUCAAAGAUUAUUCUCGGCACUACUUUCUGCACCAAUCUCAAUAUUGCUCUGAAAUAUCUCGUUGAAAAAUUCAAGACCACUAGACACAAGGUCAAUAUCUAUGCAGCUGGUGCAAGCGAAUCUGGAGAAAUUGAAAACUCUACCAGUCUCAUUCUCUUCUGGAUUCAUACCUUGUACAGAUUAUUGCACGAUUUGGAGCUCAAGAAGAAGGAUCUCAAAUUACCAACUACAUUCUCUGAAGUUAUUGCCAAGAGCUUUAAAUUGGAUGCAGCUCUCUUGUGUGGCGAUGAAACUCAAGUUCCUAAAUUUGCCACUCCUCCAUACUUUGUCAAGUAUAAUGAAAUGGAGAAAGUGGAUGAGACUUUUACUGUCAAGAGUCUUCAACAAUUGGUUGGUAGCAUUUCAGAAAUUAUGGCACAAAUGUACACUGAACUAUUUAGACACAUUGCUGUGAGAUUGAGACCUUUCCUCAUCAAGGCCAUUUUCAAUACCAAAUUGACCAGUUCUAAAUCAACUGAUGGUGGUUUGGAAACAAGACAACUUCAUGCCUUCUUAAACAGGGUAUUCGAUUUAUUCAAACAAUUACGUAUCGAACCAAGAAUUACUCAACACUUUUUCGAAAACUUGGCCAAACUCUCUGAUGCUCUAAUUUUCAAUCAUUUCAUUUAUAAGGAACAAAUUGGAGCUGCCAUUGCAUUACCUGUCAAGAUGGGUCUCGUAUUUACUGAAAAUUGGUUCAAUUCAAAGAAUAUUACAGAAACAACCGAUCAAGGCACACAAUCAAUUGCCCUUCAUUUGUCUAGAGAGGUCAGUGAUGUGUGUAUCCUUGCCCAGAGACAAGUUCUCACUGAUGAAUCUAUGAAAAAUAUGGUUUGCCCACAUCUGAAUAAGGCACAAUUGACUCACAUUUUUGCAAACAUUCAUGAUGAGGAAUUCAAAACAUCACCACCAACCAAUGAAGGAAAUGUCAGCUCUAGAGUUACUUCACCAAAAUCCAAUUACACUGCCAGUGAUUCUAAUCUCUUCCAUCAGGAUUCUACUUCCUCUGUUGGUCAAUUAUUGACACCUAAACGUCCAACUCUUCAAUCAUCUCUUUCUUCAUCAAAUGUCAGCACUCCUCCACAAGGAUCUCUCUCUGCCAGAAGAAAAUCAGUUCGUGGCUCAAUUCCUAAUCUUGCCGAUCUUGAAGGUAAAUCCAAUGAUCAAAUUACAGCCAAUCCAGAAAUUCAACUCUUCCAAUACACAGACAGAGAAAGCUACGGAACUGAUCCAACUCUAUUCUAUGGCUCAUUGACUCCACUUGCAGGAAUGCUUUCUAGAUCUUCAUCUCUAUCUAAAGGAUUGGACAAGGAUUCACCACGUGUUAAAUUGAAUAAGGACAUUGAAAGUACUCAAAUUCAAAAGGAAAAUAACUUUUCAAUUGUGGAUGGAAAAUUCCUAUUCUAUUUUUCAAGUUUACCAAAUGUUGAAGGAUCCAAAUUGAUUAUUGAAGAGUGGCUCUUCUCAGUUAUUUCAAAUUAUGGAGGAAAACGUGAGAAUGGCGUUGAAGGUAUUGUAAAGGUUACAAAGGAAAGAAUCUUUAGUUCAGUUCUUAAUGUUUUUGCAAAUUCACCUGAACAACCUCCUCAAUCCAGUCGUAAAUCAAAGAAACCAACCUUCUCAAUGGAAGACGAACUUGCCUUCCUAUUCGAUAUUUAAAUAUUUAAAUAAAAAUUGUAAAAAUUUUUGU